Etheostoma cragini (Arkansas darter) is the source of this 1627-nucleotide messenger RNA. RefSeq names its product nuclear factor 7, brain. NCBI's taxonomy places the organism in Eukaryota, Metazoa, Chordata, Actinopteri, Perciformes, Percidae. Bases 104 to 1405 code for a protein of 433 amino acids. The transcript has 10 exons. Gene Ontology annotation, molecular function: protein binding. The record is from RefSeq and is a predicted model, not a curated record.
AAUAGGUUGAUUAGAGAGCAGCGGCUGUCCAGUGUUCUCCAGCUGCACCAACCAGCAGAGCUGCACCAGCGCUUCCUCAGACCAAAGGAGUGAGGACACCAACAUGGAGAUGAAGAGUAUCCUGAAAACCUCUAAAAGAGUGGGCAUUCUGAAGGUGGGUGAGAGCCGCAGCACCCAGAGCAGCUCCAUCGGGGCCGUACGCUGGACCCUGCCCGAGGAGGACGUCCAGACUCACAGCUCGGCCCCCAGCCGACCCGCCAGCAACCUCCCCAAAAACUCCCAGCAACAUCCUCGUAAGAACAGCCUGAUGGAUCUACGUAGCCUGCAGGAGUGUGUGCAGUUCAUCCAUCACUGGAAGAAACAAGUGGACCAAGUCUGCAAGCAGAGCAGUGGGAAUCCAGAGGAGCUCAGCAGUAAUGAAGAGGUCCAGAGUCCAGACGGGUGUACUGAGUGCAGUCUCGAGGAGAGCAGGAAACUGAUCCUGGAGUGGGCUGACGAACUCCACCAUGUUGACGAGCGCCUGAAGGAGACGCCCUGUGCAUCAGAGAGGGAAGAAACUGAAGAAGAGGAUGCCGAUGAGGAGGCCCAACAGAGGAUCGUGGUGUGGGCACAGGAGCUCCAGAAGGCGACUGAGAGUUGUGGUGUGCAAAGUGACGAGCUGGGCAAAGUGUUGCGUCUGCUGAGCCUGAAGAAGAAACGGCUGGUCAACCUGCUGCCUCUGCUGGAGUUCAUCACCUGGUCUCUGCUCAAAGAAGACAGCAUGAAAAUGAUUCCACAGUUAUGGUUACUGGCAAAGCAAAGGACCUGGAAAGCAGGAAUUCCAAGAUACAUCCCCAACUCAGUCUGGAGUUGGAUUUGUAGCGCAGCAACUGAUGUGCUUCUCGACCCCACGACCAACCACCCCUGGCUGCUGCUGUCCGAGAGCCAGCGUAUGGUGCAGGAGGGCAUCUCAGCGUCCGACCUGCCGUCCAGCUCCCAGCGCUUUGACAGCUGGCCCUGUGUGCUGGGCUGUAAGGGCUUCAGCAGCGGCCGCCACUACUGGGAGGUGGACAUAGCUAACAAAGGCUACUGGCGCGUGGGACUGACCACCGCCGACUCCAAGCGUCACGGUCGGUUCCCCAUGACCCCAAAAUUGGGCUACUGGGCCCUGUGGCGCAGCACGAGCCAGUUCUAUGCCUGCACCAAGCCAGAGACUUCACUACCCAUCAGCCUCAUUCCUCGACGUAUGGGUAUUUACCUAGACUACGAAGAGGGCCAGCUCUCCUUCUACAACACAGAAACAAAGUCCCACAUCUACACCUUCACUGAGAACUUCACCGGGACGCUCUAUCCUCUGUUCGCCCCACUAGAUGGGCGCACACGCAUCACCAUACAGAAUACAAACACUGAGGGUGGUGAGCCUUAAAAACUCCUUUUGGACGCUUUGAAGAAUGCACUUUGACUUGAGCAAAAAUUGCUUUGACCAAAAAAAUACUAAAACAAAAUCUGCACGAAGACGAAGAAGAAGAUUUCUAUGAAAAGUGGUGUCAUCAGUUAGAUUUAAAUUCAUUGGAAAGCACAAGCUCUGACUUUAUCAAAGUGCUGAUGAUAUUGUUAAUGAUGAUCAGAUCACAGAUCCCAUCACUCU